This is a messenger RNA of Hypoxylon trugodes, 390 nucleotides long. RefSeq names its product DUF1754-domain-containing protein. Gene Ontology annotation, cellular component: nucleolus. Bases 1 to 390 code for a protein of 129 amino acids. NCBI's taxonomy places the organism in Eukaryota, Fungi, Ascomycota, Sordariomycetes, Xylariales, Hypoxylaceae. The record is from RefSeq and is a predicted model, not a curated record. The transcript is spliced from 2 exons.
AUGCCAGCCGACGACUACACCUCAAUACGAGGGGGUGGUGCUCUCAAGCUUAAAGGUGGAAAAGUGCAAAAGGCAAAGAAGAAAAAGAAGACCAAAGCUGCAAGCCCCGAGCGCUCCCUCUCCAUUGCGGACGAGUCUAGCGUUAUAGAGGCCGAAAAGAUUCAACGAGGCGAUGGCAAAGACGAAGAGGAUACCAAAGUAGUCGAACACAAAACCGAGGCUGAGAGACGACAUGAAGAAGCUAAUAGAAAGAAGAUGUUAAAGAUGCUAGAGGAUCCUAAGGUUGCCUCCGAAUUUCGUAAGACCCAUAAGGAGAGAGUCGAGGGCCUCAAUACCUACCUCUCCAAAUUAAGCGAACAUCACGACAUGCCCAAGAUAGGCCCCGGAUAA